UGUUCGCCGCUCUCUUUUUCUUUUAGUUCCAGCAGUGUUCGGCUUUACGAAAAACGAGAUGGUGAGGAAUGUGAGUUGGACAAAGGUGAUGUGAAAAUAAGUUCUUGCGGAUGUGGUCGGUUGUUAAAUUCUGAUGGAAAACUGCACGUGUUUAUGCAGAUAAACUGCAUUUUCUCCCCUUUCGGAAAAAGAGGACAAUUGACUUAAAAUAUGUUGAGUUUUGGACGAAUUGUUUACUCCUUGAAACCGGCGAACAGAACAGCAAUGCUGAGUCUGAGGCUAGGAGGGAACAACUUAUAUGAAAUCAUUCGUCUGAAAUCCACCCGACAAAAAGUUGAGCUGAAACGACGCCUCAAGGCCGAACAGAAGGCUAAGGAAAAGGAGGAGAAAGAGAACCAGGCUGCAAAAGUUAGCCCUGCGACGGGUGCUAAGCAAAAGGCCGAAGCCAAAAUAAAUGAAGAGGAAAUUUCUCCGAACGAGUAUUUUAAGCUGCGCAGUUCGGCGGUUGCUGAAUUGAAAAAGGACCCUGAAACGCAUCCCUACCCGCAUAAAUUUCAUGUCAGUUGCUCCUUGGAGGCUUUUAUUGAAAAGUACAAUGACCUCAAGGACGGCGAUAUGUUGGAGCAGGAUAGUCUCUCUGUUGCCGGUAGAAUUCACGCUAUUCGUGAGUCUGGUGGUAAAUUGAUAUUCUAUGAUUUGCGAGGGGAAGGGGUAAAGCUGCAAGUGAUGGCCAACGCUAAACUUUACGAAAGUGAAGCGGCUUUUGUCGAAGAUACCUCCCGCUUGCGGCGCGGUGACAUAGUGGGUAUCCAAGGUUAUCCGGGAAAAACCAAGAAGGGCGAGCUGUCAGUUAUUCCGAAAAAGUUGAAAUUAUUGUCGCCUUGUUUACACAUGUUGCCGCAUCUGCAUUAUGGUUUGAAGGACAAAGAAACUCGCUUCCGGCAGCGAUAUUUAGAUUUGAUUCUGAACAAUCAUGUGCGUGAUAUAUUCUGUGUACGUGCUAAAAUUAUCAGCUAUGUGCGGCGGUUUCUAGAUAACAUGGGAUUCCUGGAAGUGGAAACACCAAUGAUGAAUAUGAUAGCUGGUGGAGCAACCGCCAAACCGUUCGUCACUCAUCACAACGAACUUAACAUGGACUUGUUUCUCAGAAUUGCGCCAGAGUUGUACUUAAAAAUGUUAACCGUUGGUGGCCUAGACCGAGUGUAUGAAAUUGGCCGACAGUUUCGAAAUGAGGGCAUUGAUUUGACGCAUAAUCCCGAGUUUACAACAUGCGAAUUCUAUAUGGCAUAUGCGGAUUACAACGACAUUAUUGACAUGACGGAGAAAAUGGUCUCCGGAAUGGUUAAAAGCAUUCAUGGUAGCUACAAGAUAAAAUAUCACCCAAAAGGACCGGAGGAUCAAGAAUUUGAAAUUGAUUUUACGCCUCCCUUCAAGCGAAUCUCGAUGAUCAGCUCUUUGGAGGAGGCCCUUCAAGUCAAGUUCCCAGUGGCGAAUAAACUAAACACCGCGGAGGCAAACCAGUUUUUGAGCGAUUUAUGUACCAAGCACGAGGUAGAGUGUCCGCCACCUAGAACGACGGCCCGUUUGCUGGACAAACUGGUUGGCGAAUUUCUCGAAGAGAAUUGUAUCAAUCCGACAUUCAUUUGUGAUCAUCCGCAAAUUAUGUCACCGCUGGCCAAGUAUCAUCGUUCUGCUUCAGGGUUAACCGAGCGUUUCGAACUGUUCGUCAUGAAGAAGGAAAUUUGUAACGCUUAUACGGAGUUGAACGAUCCUGCCGUUCAGCGGGAACGUUUCGAGCAACAGGCUGCCGAUAAAGCUGCCGGGGAUGACGAGGCUCAGCUGGUCGAUGAAAACUUUUGCACAGCGCUGGAGUACGGUCUGCCACCCACCGGUGGAUGGGGUAUGGGACUCGAUCGGUUAACUAUGUUUUUGACGGACAACAAUAAUAUCAAGGAGGUCCUACUGUUUCCGGCCAUGAAACCGGACGAUCCAAAUCGUGGGCAAGGUGGACACGCACCGGAAGCGGCUGCCCUUAGUGUUCCUACAAAGUAAUGAAUGAACGUCUUUGCUGUACGAAUGUAAUCAACUUGUUUCACGAUCUACAAAUAAAGUCUUCGAACGUUACAAAUAUCUACAAAA
Messenger RNA from Wyeomyia smithii (pitcher-plant mosquito), 2139 nucleotides. RefSeq names its product lysine--tRNA ligase (gene LysRS). The record is from RefSeq and is a predicted model, not a curated record. Gene Ontology annotation, biological process: lysyl-tRNA aminoacylation. The transcript is spliced from 4 exons. Gene Ontology annotation, molecular function: lysine-tRNA ligase activity; tRNA binding; ATP binding. Lineage: Eukaryota; Metazoa; Arthropoda; Insecta; Diptera; Culicidae. Bases 211 to 2052 code for a protein of 613 amino acids. Gene Ontology annotation, cellular component: cytosol; aminoacyl-tRNA synthetase multienzyme complex; cytoplasm.